CCAUCCGAUCUUGUGGGCCUCCUGCUUCAGUCAGCCACUGGCAUUUCGAACGAACUCCACGAGCGGAAAACAAAGAGAAAGACGGUGGUGGUUCAGAGCUACCGCAACGAUUACGUCGGAAUAUUCUGGGUGUUUUAUUUUUUGGAGAUUUAACAUAGAAAGUGAGAGUGUGUUUGAGUGCGUGCAUGUCUGUAUGUAUAUUCGCGCUCCGACCAUGGAUUCUGCACCAACGCAACCGGCCAUGACGUAAUUCCCCGAGGAAUUGUCGACGAGGAAAGGAAGAACAAACAUAGUGUAAAAGGAUUAGGAGAAUCGAAGGAGGAUGGCGAAACGCAUCAACAAGAAUCAUUACGUGGCGUCGCAACGGCACAGCGAAUCCCCGACGCCCGUCCAUCACGCACCCAGAAGCGUUUACUCGGAUGGAGAGGAGAGCCAGAGGGCUCCAUCGGAGAGGACACUCUCAGAAUAUACCUCAGUUCCUUAUUCAGUAGUGAACGAGAGGAGGAAUCACCCACCACCGAGAGCCCCGUCGGCUCUGAGCAGAGGCAGCGGUUACGACAAUGGAUCAGACAUUUACGUGACGAGCGGUGCUUACAAAGCGCCUUCGGAAAUCAGCCGAAGCUCGAGGACGAGAGGAGCCCCACCGAGCCACUACUCCUACAGGAGCGGAAGAGCACCAUCGGUGACGUCGACGGUGAAGACCAGGAACUCGAGGAAAGCCGGAGUUAUGGUUGAAACGAUGGCUGCUCCGAACCCAUUCUGUCCCAACAUCAAAGGAAUGUGCUGCUUGAUGCUCCUCCUCAACUUGGGCAUCAUCUUAAUCACAUUGGGUUUCGUCAUCGUCAUCCAAUUCCAAGAUCCGGUCUACGUCUGGGUUCUUGGCAUAGUCUUCUUAAUCUUCGGAUUCUUAACACUCAUCGGAAGCUUGAUCUAUUGCGUGGUAGUUUGCAGAGAGGUGAAACAUCCGGACGAUGUUCAUCCGGAAGAUCUGUACUGGACUCACCACUGGCAGAAGAACAUAGGCUCGCCUGAAAUCCACUACAAAGCCGAGGAAAAGUAUGCGGAUGAUAGAUACAGCGAUAGGUAUUCUGUCAGCAAACUAUCUGGAAAGUACUCGGAUCGCAACGGACGCUAUUAAUACAUUUUUUUCUUCUAAUCGAUUGAACUUGUAAAUAAUCUCUGUUUACGUUAUACAUUCUCUACAAUUCCCUCUCUCCUAAUAAUGACCUAACUGCAUUAAUACGUUUACUAUAUACAAUUUUUAUAUUCGUCGUACGAUCUGUGCAAUUCUUCACCAAUUUUGUUUCGUAAUAAUCUCCGAUCCCUGUAUUCUUAUUUAUUUUUAUUGUUUUAAUAAUGACAUUAAAGUUAAUAAUUUUUUUUAUU
This is a messenger RNA of Nicrophorus vespilloides, 1386 nucleotides long. RefSeq lists its product as uncharacterized. The record is from RefSeq and is a predicted model, not a curated record. The transcript is spliced from 5 exons. NCBI's taxonomy places the organism in Eukaryota, Metazoa, Arthropoda, Insecta, Coleoptera, Silphidae. The coding region runs from base 323 to 1138 and encodes 271 amino acids.